Messenger RNA from Brettanomyces nanus, 1308 nucleotides. RefSeq lists its product as uncharacterized. The coding region runs from base 1 to 1308 and encodes 435 amino acids. The record is from RefSeq and is a predicted model, not a curated record. Gene Ontology annotation, biological process: autophagy of mitochondrion; autophagosome assembly; activation of protein kinase activity. The transcript has a single exon. Gene Ontology annotation, molecular function: molecular adaptor activity; protein kinase activator activity. NCBI's taxonomy places the organism in Eukaryota, Fungi, Ascomycota, Pichiomycetes, Pichiales, Pichiaceae. Gene Ontology annotation, cellular component: phagophore assembly site; Atg1/ULK1 kinase complex.
AUGAGUCUCUCACCCGGAAUUGUUAAGAAGUGGAUCACGGAAGCACGGGAGCAACUUACGCAAGCCGAACAAAUCUGUAAUGAUGCGAAUACUUACAUUACCUUGACUACUACCAAAUUGACUUUACGCGAUGAUCGAUUGCCCAAGAUGAUCUUUUAUAUGGAUUCCAUUAAGCAGCAGCUUCGAUUGUUAGGAAUCAUUAGAGACAGUUUAGAUCUGAGCAUUAAUAAGUUAUUUGAUAAGAAGGUUGAUUUGAAAACUAAGCUCGACAAGGAACUUAGCGAAUUGAACAAGACAGUGACUUGUUUGAAGAAUGUCAACGUAGAUGAAGCCUUCAAUAAGGACAAACCUUCCCUUUUCUACUAUAUUUCUGAGGAUGAUCUACUUGUAUUAUUGGAAGAUGUUGACAAAACUACUAAGCAGAUUGACGAACUCAUCAAGAACAAUCGUACCGAUGCCCUACUGAUAAGGAUGGGAUCUGAUUUGGAUAAUCUUCUCAAUGAGUUCAACGCUUUAGAGACAAAUUUUAAUGUUCAUUCCAAACCUAAUGGUGACAACUCCAAAGUUAAGGAUUCAGUAACUCGGCUAUUAAAAAUAAAUAGCGAACUGGAGAUGGAUCUGGUCUCGAUAUUAGAAGGAUUCAAUCGUCAUUACGACCAAUGCAUGAAAUGCUCAGAGAUGUUAAAUGAUGAUUCCGUGAGUCUGCAGGACUUACAGGACCUACAAAAUGCUUUAGUCAGCGAUAUCAAAGAGCUACCGCAUGCCAUGGUGUAUCUUAAGGGCGAUCGAGAUACUGUAGUGAAAAAUUGCAAAGAGAUAAUCAAGAGCGUUGGAAUAUUCCAGACCUUCUAUGAUCAAGUAGAGAGUUUUAUAAAGGAACUUACAGAGUAUGGAAAUACUAAUUUGAAAAGACAGAUGAACGACUUCAAUGUCAUCGAUACAAAAUUAACGGCCAACCUCGAGAAACUGGACGAAUUGAAGAAAACGGUAAUCAAUUACACUCAGGAUUUUAACCAGUUCAUCGUAUCGUACUAUUCGUUGGUAUUAGAGAUCAGCAGAAGGGUGAAUGCCAACAAGAAACUUGAAGAUCUGAUUGAAAACUUUAAGAUCAACAUCUGUGAGAUGAUUAAUAAUGAUUACGAUCAACGAAUACAGUUCAUGAGCCUUCACGGUGAUUUCCUACCUGAGAAUUUGGUCUCUCCACAGCUCAUUAAAGAUACCCCACCUAGAGUGGAAAUAAAUCUUUCUACAGAGGAUCUUCCUGUGCUGGCGAAAGAGUCGAUAGCAGAAGCGCUAAAGAAGAUAUGA